This is a messenger RNA of Drosophila serrata, 1882 nucleotides long. Its product is annotated as E3 ubiquitin-protein ligase ariadne-1. The record is from RefSeq and is a predicted model, not a curated record. Gene Ontology annotation, biological process: protein ubiquitination. Gene Ontology annotation, molecular function: ubiquitin-protein transferase activity; zinc ion binding. NCBI's taxonomy places the organism in Eukaryota, Metazoa, Arthropoda, Insecta, Diptera, Drosophilidae.
GUGUCAGUCUUCAGUAGAAAUACGAAGAACACACAGCAUCAUCAUCACAUCGAACGUGUUUAAUAUUUCAAUUUCCUUGUUGCUGCCAUCGUUUUGUUGCCAUUCCUUUCCAGAAUAACCUCAAAUCGAACGAACUAAUUUGGCAGUCUCCAGCAAAUGUGGAAGUCGCAGAAAGCUCAAAUGAAUUCCGAAGACGGAUUCUCCGAUGAGGAUCAUGGGGACUCGCAUCGCUCCUUUACCAGCCACAGUCCUUCCUGUCUCAGUUGCAGCAACUGGGACAGUGACGAGGACACGUGCACGGAAAUCGCAUUGCCGGAGGGACCGAACCACAAUGUAGCCCCAGAUGACUUCGUCUACAAGGUCCUCUCCGUGGAUGAGAUAGUUCAACAUCAGCGGAACAUCAUUGAUGAGGUGAACAAUGUUCUAAACCUGUCGCCGCAGGUCACCCGGACGAUAUUGAAUCACUUCAAGUGGGACAAGGAGCGUCUCUUCGAGAACUACUUCGAGAGCAGUCCGCAGGAGUUCUUCCAGCGUGCCCAUGUCCUGAAUCCCUUCGAGCAGGUGAAUGCUAUUCCUCCGGAAGCCGUCAGUUCACCCUCUCCGCCCAUUAGGAAGCAAUGCGGCAUAUGCUUCUGUGCCUGCGAUGAGCUCAAGGGUUUGGGAUGUGGCCAUAACUACUGCGCCGCCUGCUGGAAGCUGUACUUGGCCAACAAGACCUGUAGCGAGGGUCUGACUCACACAAUCACAUGUCCGGCCGCCAACUGUGACAUCCUUGUCGACUAUGCUUCCUUCCUGAUGCUCGCCGAUGACCCAGAGGUUGUGGAGCGUUACAAACAGCUGAUUACCAACACCUUCGUGGAGUGCAACACGCUAAUGCGCUGGUGUCCAGCUCCCAAUUGCACCCAUGCCAUCGAGGCCAAUUACAUGGAGCCCAAGGCCGUGGAGUGCAAGUGUGGCCAUCAGUUUUGCUUUGGCUGUGGUGAAAACUGGCACGAGCCCGCCAGCUGUGGUUACCUCAAGGAGUGGCUGAAGAAGUGCCUCGAGGACUCGGAGACCUCCAAUUGGAUUGCCCAGAAUACGAAGGAGUGCCCCAAGUGCCAGGUGACCAUUGAGAAGGACGGUGGCUGCAAUCACAUGGUUUGCAAGAAUCCCUCCUGCCGCUACGACUUCUGCUGGGUCUGCCUGGGCUCCUGGGAGCCGCACGGUUCGUCCUGGUACAGCUGCAACCGCUACGACGAGGAGGAGUCCAAGCAGGCGCGCCUGGCCCAGCAGAGAUUCCGCUCCUCGAUGGCCCGCUACCUGCACUAUUACAAUCGUUACAUGAACCACAUGCAGAGCAUGCGUAUGGAGCACAAGCUGUACGCCAAUGUUCAGGCCAAAAUGGAUGACAUGCAGGCGGAGAUUAGCUGGAUCGAGGUCCAGUUCCUGCGUGAUGCCGUCGAUGCCCUGUGCGAGUGUCGCUCCACCUUGAUGUACAGCUACGUCUUUGCCUUCUAUCUGAAGAACAACAAUCAGAAGGUGAUUUUCGAAUACAACCAAAGGGACUUGGAGAUGGCCACAGAGAAGAUAUCGGAGUGCUUGGAGCGGGAGAUCACGGCGAAGAAUCUGUAUGACAUUAAGCAGAAGGUUUUAGAUCUCUCGCAUUACUGCCAGAAGCGUCGCGAUGUCCUGCUCAGCCAUGUGCGCGAGGGCAACGAGAAGGACUGGUGGGAGUACAUCGAGGAGGCAGCCAUGCAGUCCCAUUGAUUCCAUCAAAUACAUACACUGCAGUACACACAACCCACACCAGAACAUUUCACUGAAGACUUGCAACUUUCUUUCGGAUCCCCAAAUUACACAGUUAAACACAACAAUAAAAAUAAACAAUAAUCCACAUUUAUAA